This is a messenger RNA of Alosa alosa (allis shad), 962 nucleotides long. It is a transcript of the gene gpr141, whose product is annotated as probable G-protein coupled receptor 141. The coding region runs from base 1 to 852 and encodes 283 amino acids. Gene Ontology annotation, biological process: G protein-coupled receptor signaling pathway. NCBI's taxonomy places the organism in Eukaryota, Metazoa, Chordata, Actinopteri, Clupeiformes, Clupeidae. The record is from RefSeq and is a predicted model, not a curated record. Gene Ontology annotation, molecular function: G protein-coupled receptor activity; oxysterol binding. Gene Ontology annotation, cellular component: membrane. The transcript has a single exon.
AUGACUGAACCACCACCACCACUGUCAAGCUCGCCCGACAGGAUAGCACUUAUCGGCAUCUACAUGGUCGUCUUGAUGGUCGGCACAUUGGGGAUAGUCCUCAUGAUUAACGUGCUUAAAUGCAACUUGCGCUCCGUGACCACCGUUGCAGUCCUCAACCUCAUCGUGGCGCAUCUGAUAUUUAUGCCCACCAUCCCGUUUCGCAUCGACUACUAUAUCAGAAACCGCUGGGACUUGCCCCCGCAGAUGUGCAAGAUCGUCAGCAGCAUGGUCCACAUUCACAUGUACUUGUCCUUCCUCAUCUACGUCAUAGUGCUCACUUUGCGCUUCUACAUCUUCUACAAACGUACCGAAAGUCCAGAUUUCCACAGAAAGCUUCAUUCUCUUGGGGCAAGCGGGACUAUCUGGACAGUUGUCUUGAUAGUUGUGCCCGCUGUGACAUUCUUGAGCUAUGGAGGACAGUCUGAAAAUACCUGCUUCAAUUUUGGAUCCAGGAUGAAAGAAUCUGGUGUGCAAGCUAUAAAUUAUAUCAUCAGCGGCGUCUUCAUCACGGUUCCUAUCGUGUUGUGCGCCAUUCAGGUUAAUAUUUUGCAGUCAAUCACCAAGCAAUAUGGUGCCAACUUCUCUUCUCAACAGGAGUUUUGGGCACAGAUCAAGAGCCUCUGUUUUGUCCUAAUUAUGCUCGUGUGUUUUGUGCCUUAUCAUAUAUUCCGCUUGCACUACGUGGCUAACCCAAAUAUUGAGUCUCAAAAUGAGAUUUUCCUGGCCAUCACCGGACUGAGCUGCAUUGACUUGUUGACUUUUGUGGGCCGUGGUGCUUGUUUUUCAUGUGGAAGGACAUUUCACUUGUAGGCCAUUACCGGCAAGUGACAAUUAUUUAUUAGGCUAUCAUGAGUUACAAAUACAGAGGCUGUCACCCAGCGGUUUGAAUACGGUAACGUGCUAGCUUGUCUGCCUUUCCA